Molecule: messenger RNA, 1371 nt
Organism: Kazachstania africana CBS 2517
Lineage: Eukaryota; Fungi; Ascomycota; Saccharomycetes; Saccharomycetales; Saccharomycetaceae
Gene: PRO2
Product: glutamate-5-semialdehyde dehydrogenase
Exons: 1
Coding region: 1-1371 (456 amino acids)
Molecular function (GO): NADP binding; glutamate-5-semialdehyde dehydrogenase (NADP+) activity
Source: RefSeq, a predicted model, not a curated record
AUGUCAACUGCCCAUGAGAUUGCUUUAAAAGCACGUGCCGCUGGUAACAUUUUGAAAACUGUUGAUAAUGCAAAUCGUUCUGAGAUUUUACGCAAGAUUCACGAUGCUUUAAAAGAAAAGGCAUCAAUCAUUGAAGAGGCUAAUAAGAAAGAUUUGACAGUUGCUAAAGAAACUGGUUUAGUCGAUUCCUUAUUGAAGCGUCUUGAUCUUUUCAAAGAUGAUAAAUUCGAUGUUAUGUUACGAGGUAUUUUAGAUGUAGCAAAGUUGGAAGACCCAGUCGGUAAGGUCAAGAUGGCUAGAGAAUUAGAUGAGGAUUUAACUUUGUACCAGAUUACUGCACCAGUUGGUGUCCUUUUGGUUAUUUUUGAAUCACGCCCAGAGGUUGUUGCCAAUAUCACUUCAUUAUGUAUCAAGAGUGGUAAUGCAGGUAUAUUGAAAGGUGGUAAAGAAUCUGUUAACACAUUUAGAGCUAUGGCUGCCGUUAUCAACUCGACCAUUGAACAAAAUGUAGCAACCACUGGUAUUCCAAUGGGUGCAGUUCAAUUAGUUGAAACUAGGGAAGACAUUGCAGACUUAUUAAAGGAAGAUGAAUUGAUUGAUCUUGUGGUUCCAAGAGGAUCAAAUGCAUUAGUUAGAAAUAUAAAAAAUACAACAAAAAUUCCAGUUUUAGGUCAUGCGGAUGGUAUUUGUUCAGUCUAUAUCGAUGAAUUUGCAGACUUAACUAAGGCUAAAAGAAUUGCCUUUGAUGCCAAGACCAACUAUCCAGCUGGUUGUAAUGCAAUGGAAACUUUACUAAUCAAUCCAAAAGCUGCGUCAUGGUGGGAAAUCUUGGAAAACUUAUCUCGUAACGGUGAUGUUGUAGUACAUGUCACAAAGGACGUUAAGGAAGCGUACAUUUCUAAAUUAGAGGAACUUGGCAAAUUGGACGAUGUUUUGAAAUCUAAAAUUGCAGAUGCCAAGGAAAAUGAGGAUUUUGAUAAGGAAUUUUUGUCUUUAGAUUGUGCAGUCAAGUUUGUUGCAUCUACUCAAGAAGCUAUUCAACAUAUCAACUUACAUUCUUCAAAACACACUGAAUGUAUUGUCACCGAAAAUAAUGAAAACGCAGAGAAGUUCCUAAAGGGUAUUGACUCCUCCGGUGUCUAUUGGAAUGCAUCUACUAGAUUUGCGGAUGGUUUUAGAUACGGUUUUGGUACGGAAGUUGGUAUUUCAACCUCGAAAAUCCAUGCCCGUGGGCCAGUUGGUUUAGAUGGUUUAGUCACUUACCAAUAUCAAAUCAGAGGUAACGGUAAUAUUGCAGCUGACUAUUUGGGUGCCGGUGGUGAGAAGGCAUUCAUUCACAAAAAUUUAGAUAUUAAAAACAUAAAAUUAUGA